AUGAACACUUCAAACACUGCCAGUGAGUGGGUUUUGAAGAGCUCCAACCAUUCUGCUAUCAUUUUAGACAAACUGAACAUUAUGAGGGAAAACAAUAUUGGGACAGAUUUACGACUAAGUAAUGGCGAGCAGGAAGUUUCCUGUCAUCGAGUUGUAUUCACUGCUGUCAGUGAAUUUGCUAAGAGAACUUUAUACAUAGAUGAGCCCAACUCUGAUGCAGGUACACUCCAAAUUGACAAUAUGGAUAUUAAAUCAUUAGAACAAUUUGUAGAGUAUGUAUAUACUGGUCAGAUAAAAGUAAAUGAUGAAAAUGCCAAUAAUUUGGUAAACAUUGCUGAAAUGUUUGAGGUGGAAACUCUGCGUGUUGAAUGUAUCGCUUUCAUGAAGAGAUUCACUAAAGUACCUGCAAAUGCAGCAGAUUCAGGAAAUACUUCACAGAAGGUUUCAUCUCCUCAGAAAUGUACUGUAGAAGUAUUGAAGAUGGCAGGUGGAGGUGAUGCAGUCCAGUCAUCAGUAAAGAAAAAAGUCAGUCUUACCGAGACAAGAAACACAGAAGAAUUUGAGUCUAAUUGUUCAACAGCAAAGGAAGUUAACAUAAAUAAGGAUUCUGAUGACAGUGAAGUUGAAGAUGGAAAACCAUCUGGUGAUGAUAGUCAAGAUUGUGAUUGGUCUCCUCAAACAGUAAAACGACAAGAAACUUUGUCUAGAAGAUGUAAAAAAACUCCAAAUUUGGCUUCACGCUUUGGUGCUCGAAGACACGAUAAACUAUCUGCCAAAAAACCCAGAAGACCAUUGAGUGUACCGAAUCAGCAAUGCACAUUUUGCAAUAAAAGUUUUUCUGCUGACCGCCUGAAAAAGCACAUGAGAAUACAUACUGGUGAGAAGCCAUACAUUUGUAAUGUAUGUGGAGACCAAUUUACUGUUAGUUCUAACCUUUAUAGACACUGUCGCAGUAAGCAUGGUAAAGCAACCCCCGAAAUGAUUGGGAGAAAUAUGAACACAUCUGUUGUGCAAGAAAUUGAGGAAGAUUCAAUGAGUAGUUCAACUUCACAAACAAGUCAAAAUAUUGCAGAGAAAAUAGGGUCUGAAAAGCGUACUUUUGAGAGGAAAGGAGAGGAUUUACAGGAAUUUGUAAUGUCACAAGAAGAAACAACUUCUGAAGCCUUAAAUCAGUAUAGUGCCGAUGUUAAUAAUUUAAAUGAUCAUGUUGGUGAUGUAUCUUUAAGUACGAAUGACAUUGACUCACCCGAGAAGUCAGAAAAGAGACACACAUCUCGAUUUGAAAAUAACAAUAGUGUGAGUAGUGCUGUAAAUAACACCAACAGUUUCUCAAGUCCAAGUAAAAACACCCGAAGCAGAACAAACCUGAAUGAGAAUCUACAAUGUGAAAUAUGUAAUAAAACACUGUAUGGUAGCACUGGACUGAAAAGACACAUGCGAAUACACACUGGUGAACGACCAUACUCGUGUAACCUCUGUGGCCAGUUAUUCACUACAAGUUCAAAUCUCUAUAAGCACUGUCGGACAAAACAUGGGGGAGUAAAGCCGGAAAUGAUUGGUAAAUGUUCCGAAAAAACGGCUACUUUAGACAAGUAUUUCACUUGUAAUGUUUGUGGGAGUCAGUUCACUACAAGUUCCAAUGUGCAUAAACACUGUCGAACAAAGCAUGGUGAAGUGAAUCCUGAAAUGAUCAGCAAACCACCAAGGAAGCAAGGAGAAGAUUUAUUGGAACACAGUAAGGAUGAACUAAUGUCAGAAUCAAGUAAUGAUUGUGAGGAAGAAGGUGAUUCACAGUUCGGUGAUAUGUUUAGUUGCCCAUUGUGUGAUGAAACUUGUAGGGACAUGAGUAAACUGAAGAAUCAUUUGAAAGAAAAGCAUUCAAAUGGCAGUAAUAAUCCUGUGGAUAAGCAGAAAGAUACAAGACUCUCAAUCACACAAAUUAGUCCUGGCAGAUUUAUUGUGGAUAAUAAUCUUGGUGCAGAGGAGCAUGACAGAACUAAGGAUGGGAUAUCAAUUUCUGUUAAAGAUACUGCACAAAAGGAUGAAACUGAUGUUCGUGAUAUUGGGGUUCCAGUAGAUCCUGAUCCUGACAUAGUGACAUCAAUGAAUAUUGUUGCAGCUGCAGAACAAGAGAAAGUGCUAUCCUUUGAUGAAAACAAUGACAUGAUUGUCACAUAUGGUGGGACUUGUGAAAAAGAAUCCAACCUGGGAUUGACAAAUGAUGAUACUUUAGGGAACACUGUUCUAAUUAAUGAUAAACAUAGCACAACUGAGGUAGAUAAGGAGACUGGAACUAGUACAGCUACCCUGGAUGAUGAUAGUAUUGCUAUGACAGAUAAAGAGGCUGGGGAUGAUGAAAAUAGUACCACAGUCCUAGAUGAGGAGGCAGAAACUAGUAUUGCUGCCCAGGGUGCUGAGAAAGAUGAGAAAGAGUUGGAUCAUUCAGAUGAUGUAACAAAAGAUGGAUUAAAAUCAACAGAGGGAGGUACAGAAUUCAACUGUCCUUUAUGUGAGUUUCCAUGCAACAACCUACUUGACUUCAAAUUACAUGUAAAACAAUUACAUCAAAGUACACAAAACUCUGACCAACAAACUACAAGGGCUCUUCAUAAAUGUAAUGUCUGCAACGAAACAUUAGAUAGUAUUCAUGCAUUGAAACAGCAUAUGAUGUCACACAGAAGUGACAAGAAUUUUGUUUGCAAGGUUUGUGAUGAAAGGCUAGUUUCAAAUAUUGCCCUGCAUUUUCACUGUCGCAGUAAACAUCCAGGGAUAAAAUUCAGAAGAAAGUCUGUGCAGAUGAAUUCCACAAAUCAAUUAAAUUGCCCAUUAUGUAAAAUUCCAUAUGCAACACGAGUAGCACUUGAUAAACAUAUACGCGAGUGCCACAUGGAAGAUUCAGAAGCUCUGAAGUUGGUGGAUCCUUUGUAUGUGCAGCCUUUGGAAGGUCUCUCGCAUAAAAUUAAAAAGUCUGGUAAAAUGUCAUAUGCUUGUACUUCUUGUGGAAAAAAAUUCAGAGCCGCAAAUAAAGCUAAGUUGCACAUGCGUGCAGUCCAUUUAGGGGAAAGGCCAUAUGUUUGUGAGAAGUGUGGCAGGUCUUUCGGCUACCCACAAACUCUUAAGCUCCAUAACCAAACUGUUCAUGAAAAUCUGAGACCCUUUAAAUGUACUGUGUGCAGUAAGGACUUUGCCCGAGAGGCAGGACUGAAAGAUCACAUGAAGUCGCAUACAAAAGAAAAAUCAUACUUAUGUCAUCUGUGUGGAAAAUCCUUUAGAUACAUACAGAGUUUUAAUGCUCAUAAAAAAAUUCACAGCUAUGAGAAACCCUAUGAAUGUGAUUUGUGUAGUAAAGGGUUCAAGUCGAAAGGAAACUUAACUGAUCAUAAAAAACGUGUUCAUCGAGCUGGUCCAACCACUGCAUGUCAAGUCUGCAAUAAAGUUAUGAAUGUCAACUUCCUUAAGAAGCACAUGAUUACACAUUCUGAUUAUCGUCCUCACACAUGUCCGACUUGUGGAAAGACAUUCAGAACUGGACUGAAAGAUCAUUUAAAGACGCAUACAAAGGAGAAACCAUUCCUGUGUCAUUUGUGUGGGAAAUCUUUUGGUUACAUUCAGAGUUUGAAUGCCCAUAAAAAAUUGCAUAAUGAUGAAAAGCCCUUUGAAUGCGAAUUUUGUGGGAAGUUGUUUAAAAAAAAAGGAAACUUAACUGCUCAUCAAAACCAUGUUCAUAAAACUGGUCCUACUGCUGCCUGUGAAACUUGUGGAAUCGUUUUGAAUGUUAAGUGUAUGAAAAAACACAUGAUUGCACAUUCAGAUCAUCGCCCUCACACAUGUCUUACUUGCGGUAAGAAGUUCAAGACUGAAAGAAACCUGCGAAAUCAUGAAUCAACACAUAAUACAACUAGACCAUUUGUAUGUACUAUAUGCAGAGUGACUUUCAAAGCACAGUAUCAGUUGCUAAAACACAAGGCUACUCACAAGUUGCCUUUUCGUUGUGGCCAUUGCAAACAAGGUUUCAAAACAGAAGAUUCCCUGCACAUUCAUCUGAAGAUCCAUUCCCGAAGGUUUGCUUGCAGCCAGUGUCAUCACAGUUUUGAUAGAAAGAAAAGUCUUGAAAAUCAUCGAAAGUUCUGUAGAUUUUUGCCCAACGCAGACAAUGCUACUGAAGAGGUCCAUCAAGUGGUAUUCAUUCAGCCAGUGACAGAUAUUGCUACUGAGGCCCAUCCAGAUAUUGCUAGUGAGGCCCAUUCAAAUAUUGCUACUGUGGUCCAUUCAGAUAUUGCUACUGUGGUCCAUUCAGAUAUUGCUACUGUGGUCCAUUCAGAUAUUGCUACUGUGGUCCAUCCAGAUAUUGCUACUGAGGCCCAUCCAGAUAUUGCUACUGAGGCCCAUUCAGGUAUUUCUACUGUGGUCCAUCCAGAUAUUACUACUGAGAACCAUCCAGGUAUUGCUACUGUGGUUCAUUCAGAUAUUGCUACUGAGGGUAUUGACAUUUGUGCUCAGGCAGUGGCAAGUCUUCAGGAAGUGAUGACUACUUCAUUAUAA
Saccoglossus kowalevskii is the source of this 4542-nucleotide messenger RNA. RefSeq lists its product as uncharacterized. Gene Ontology annotation, cellular component: nucleus. Gene Ontology annotation, biological process: regulation of transcription by RNA polymerase II. The record is from RefSeq and is a predicted model, not a curated record. NCBI's taxonomy places the organism in Eukaryota, Metazoa, Hemichordata, Enteropneusta, Harrimaniidae. Gene Ontology annotation, molecular function: RNA polymerase II cis-regulatory region sequence-specific DNA binding; protein binding; DNA-binding transcription activator activity, RNA polymerase II-specific.